CAACAAAUUCAAAUCACAGCAUCAUGGGGGUAGCUACAAUCGAGGAAGCGGACGACCCGAAGUUGGCGCAGUGCCUUGCGAUCUUGGCGGGCAAGACCGACGAACACAAGUUUGCUGGUCUCUUGAUGGUCGCGAAGCACCUCCAGUGCGAGGAUGAAGCGGCCCUGCGACGUAUUCGCAAAGCUGUAUUGGACACAACCGGCGUGUCCUUCUUUGUGCGAUUGCUCCAAACGCAAGGAAGGGGUGGAUGUGCCGACAAUGUUGAGACAGACGCUCGAGUGUCUCCGUUUCAAUCGCUGGCACUCAACUUAAUCUCCAGCUUUUGCCAAGACACGUCGCUGGCCCGUGAAUUCGCGACUACGGCAGUGAUUACAGUCGUUCUCGACGUUAUUCCUGCAGCUGUGUCAACCGGCAACGCUGCCGUGCUGCAAGAUUGCGUCCACAUACUCCACGGAUUGCUCCCGUUUGACGCCCUUAAAAUGAAUGCAACGUGGAAAGCCACGUUGGUCCAACAAAUACAUCUCUGCUGCGUGUCGAAUACGGACUCCGAUCCAAUGCUGUGCCCUCUGUUGUCUGUGCUUCAAGCGAGUCCGGAAGUGUCCGCCGAUGCGCUCACCUCACUUUGCGCCUCAUUUGCUGCCAUUUCCACUCCUUCUACUGGCAAAGCCCGUCUACAAGACUACUUUAUCGCAACGUUGGAAUCGCACAGUCCUUCGACAAUCGCUUCAAACGUUGUUCUGCUCGCCCGUGGUCUAUUUGGCACGUGGCCUGCGCAUGUUCACGACGAUGGCGCCCGACGAGAUAGCUCGCUGCAGCUCCUUGCUCUGUUGUUGUCGUAUUGCGGCAGCAAUUGGCUCUUUCACUCGGAACUGCCUUGGGUACUCGUGUCGCUCCAGCUGGCCGCCAUCGAGGCCAAGCUGCUCUUGGACGAUGCCGAACGAAUCUUGAUCGACCACAUCGUGACCCCCACUCCACCUGAAGCAGAUGAAGUCAAGGUACUUCAACGCGUGCACAGUCUCCUUCCAGCAUCCUACGGCAUCCUCGAAUCGAUCUUGGGUGGCCUCAUGGUCGAAGAGAAUGCGUCGGCGCUGUCGCACACGACUCUACUUCAGCUCAAGGAGGUCUUGGGUCAAGUGUUCACAGUCGUGAUCGAAUUCAUCACGACAUGCCGCGACGCGUUGCGCAGUUCGCACUUGACUUUUUCCAUGAAAGACCUCGAUCCCAUCGUUCUCGCCACCAUUCGCGUGCUGGGGGCGUGGAUGGCCGAAGAGACAGACUUGCUCACGGACCAACUCGUCGCGUUGGUUCCGUUCCUGGUCACGUAUUCGCCCACUUCGAGCAUGCCGGUGUAUCCCAUGUCAAACGUCGAAGAGCCAUGGGACUCGGACGACGAAGUGGACGACGAGUCAUCGGCGCCUAGCCUUGCAACUGGGACGGACGUCAUGCAGUUCCUGCUCCCAGGGCUCCUGCAACUUACUGCGACGGAUGGUGGAGCCACUGCCGUUGCAACCGACGAUGCAGUGCUGCAGAAGAUCUUGCAAUUCACUGGAGUCGUUUGCACUCGCAUGGUCGCCGAGUCGACAGCGUCGAGUGCUCAUGGCGACUUGGGCGAAGGUGUUGGGACUCUCACCAUGUGCCUCGGCAUCUGUCUGAACGUGCUGCUUCUGGCUACACCUUCUUCAGCCUGCCAUCGGCUCUUCGUCAAGGCGCUGCCAAUGUGGCAAUCCCUCGCCAUUCUUUCGUGGCGCCACGUUGUGGUGAACAAUGCCGACGUGGAUGCUCGGGCCUCAGAUAUGUAUCUGAUGCUGUUGCACAUCGUGAGCGCGAUGGCGCUGGUUCAACCAACAGCGAUGGCGGCAACAUCCCAACUGGCAGCGUGUUCGACAUGGCUUAAGGACCAUCCCCCUUCAAUGGCAUGCGAAGGUGCAUGGGACUUGCACGAGCUCGCCAUGCGUGUCAUGAAGUGACCGAUUGUAGAGUAACUUCGCUGGAUAAAUUAAAAUCGAGACUGUGGCGGGAGGAUGGCUUGAACUGUGUGCUAGAGAAGAUGGACAUGCGGCGACGGCUACACGGACGACGCUAUGAUUUCUGCGGGCGGAGAUGUCGCGAGCCGAGCCCGUUUGUUGCCGGUGCUGGCAGCAACUUCGCGACAUCGACGUCGGGUAAGCGGUGGCGCCGGCGACUGCUGCAAGAGGGGCAUCUGCGAACUGUCACGACGAUGCCUCGUGGGCAUGCGUUGUGUUGGUAGACAUUCGUGCAAUUGGUUGUCCAACGAGUCGAACGUGUCCAGGUCUGCCAUGUGGUCGUGCUGGAGGAUGCGGGCAUUCAUGACAGGUGGCAUCGUCGUUGAGAGACCGCUGCAGUAGGCCGCUGUGGUCGUAGACAGAGACGCCGAUGUCGAGGAAGAGCUACAUGUCGGUGGGUUGCGUCGGACUCGCGCGUUCACAACAGCUCGGAUGAUUUGGUUGCUUGCAGGAAGUUCUAAAAGUUGCGCGGUUGGCAUGCUCGCUUGAGAUUGCUGCAGGAUGAUUGUGGUGUUGAUGGCGUACACGCUGUAGUUGCUAAAGGCAUCGGUGGGCAAUUGAUACCGGCACGUGGGACACGUGCUGUGGAGCUUCAACCAAGGGUCAAUGCAUGGCAUGUGGAACUUGUGACGGCAUGGGAGUUCGACGCAGUCGUUGUCAAAGCUAUCCAUGCACACGACACACGCGUCCCCACACGACACCGGUGCAACAUUGUUCUUGAGUGCGUCAACGCAAGCAGCCGACGCUGGCGAGACACUGUUGAGCUGUGGCAUGAUGUACCGGAUGAUGCUUUGAACCCACCGUGGGCUCUUGAACAGCCGCAGCGCAUCUUUGAUGUGUGAGUUAGGUGGCGCUGCAUACCGCACGUUCACGCGAAUGGCCAAGUCCAUCUUCUCCUUGGUUUCCCAACACAGCGCGCUCCCGUCGCGGCAAAAUCGGAAAUGCCAUCGUGGCGGCGUCCGUUUUUUGCGGUGCGG
Molecule: messenger RNA, 3001 nt
Organism: Aphanomyces invadans
Lineage: Eukaryota; Oomycota; Saprolegniomycetes; Saprolegniales; Verrucalvaceae
Exons: 3
Coding region: 24-1967 (647 amino acids)
Source: RefSeq, a predicted model, not a curated record